Molecule: messenger RNA, 1419 nt
Organism: Cavenderia fasciculata
Lineage: Eukaryota; Evosea; Eumycetozoa; Acytosteliales; Cavenderiaceae
Gene: pyr56
Product: bifunctional UMP-synthetase
Exons: 1
Coding region: 1-1419 (472 amino acids)
Biological process (GO): 'de novo' pyrimidine nucleobase biosynthetic process; 'de novo' UMP biosynthetic process
Molecular function (GO): orotate phosphoribosyltransferase activity; orotidine-5'-phosphate decarboxylase activity
Source: RefSeq, a predicted model, not a curated record
AUGGAUAUCAAGGAAUUAGUAUUAAAGUUACAUGAAAUCAAUGCAGUCAAGUUGGGACAAUUCAAGUUAAAGUCGGGUAUCAUGUCACCGAUCUAUAUUGAUUUGCGUGUGACUGUUAGCUCACCACCCUUGUUGGCUGCCAUUGGAGAUAUGAUGUACAGAAAGGUGUAUGCUGAUGCCGAUGUCAAGGCAUCGAGCGACAAGCCAACCAUCGUGUGCGGUGUACCCUACACGGCUUUGCCAAUUGCCACUGGCAUGUCGAUUGCUCAUAAUGUGCCAAUGGUCGUACGUCGUAAGGAAGCCAAGGCAUAUGGCACCAAGCAACUCAUCGAAGGUCACUUUAAAGAGGGUGAUAAUGUCCUCGUCGUUGAGGAUCUCGUUACUAGCGGUGCUUCGGUGCUCGAGACUGUACGUGACCUCAAAUCGGUCGGUCUCCGUACCACCGACGUUGUUGUACUCCUCGAUCGUCAACAAGGUGCCCGUCAAGCACUCGCUGCCAACGGAUUACGUCUCCACUCGAUCUUUACCAUGGAACAAUUGAUCAGCACACUUGUUGAAGCUGGCAAACUCGACGGCGAGACACUCAAGCUCGUCAGCGCCUUUCUCGAAGCAAACCGCUCGGUUCAGGUGCCCGUUGCACCCAAGCUCGUACACAAGUCGUUUGGCGAGCGUGUUACUCUUGCCACCAACCCAGCUGCCGUCAAGCUUUUCAAGUUGAUGGAAUCCAAAAAGACAAACCUUGCCGUCGCAGUUGACUUGGUCAACAAGAGCGAAAUCCUCGCACUCGCCGAAGCCAUCGGAUCCGAAAUCUGUUGUCUCAAAACACAUGUUGAUAUCGUCCAAGAUUUCGACCAAGACUUUAUCACUCAAUUACAAUCAAUUGCUGCCAAACACAACUUUAUCAUCUUUGAAGAUAGAAAGUUUGCAGAUAUUGGAAAUACUGUAAAGUAUCAAUACGAAAAUGGAGUUUAUAAUAUCAGCAAAUGGGCCGAUGCUGUCACUGUGCAUGGUGUUGCCGGUCCAGCCAUCAUCGAUGGAUUUAGAGACGGUCUCAAGCAAAAAGGAGCAGGUUUGUUGAUCCUCGCUCAAAUGUCGUCCAAGGGAUCAUUGUGUGUUGGCGAAUACACAAACCAAAUGAUCGAGAUGGGCAAGCAAAACGCCGACGCUGUCUUGGGCUUUAUCUGCCAAGAAAAGUUAGAGGCUAUGGGAGACAACUUUGUCUUGAUGACUCCAGGCAUUCAAUUCAAUAGCAAGGGUGACAAUAUGGGUCAACAAUACAACACCCCAGACUAUGUCAUCAAGGAAAAGGGUACCGAUGUCAUCAUUGUCGGUCGUGGUAUCUACCAAUCCAACGAUCCAAAAUCAGAAGCUAUUAAAUAUCGUCAACAAUCUUGGUCCGCUUAUGAAUCAAGACUUUAA